AUGCGCGCUCCGACUCCGCUGCUCCGGAGCCUGAGCUCUAAACCAACAUCUCUAGCUCCCCCCCGAAAGCUUCCCACGCAGCGUUUCCCCAGUUUGACUCGCUCUAGUCCCCUCUGCCGGUCAGUCGCGAGCUACACGCAUCCCCAUCAUGCUUCCGCCAUCUCAGUCCUCCCCUCCGUGGUAGAUACCUCCUCACCCGACUUCAAAGAGAAUGCUCGGCAGAUGACGGAGCUGGUGGACCGCAUGGCCAGUCUGCAUACCAGCAUCUCACAGGGUGGGCCACAAAAAGCCAAAGACAAACAUAUCGCUCGCGGGAAGAUGCUUCCGCGAGACCGAGUGUCAGCUCUGAUCGACCCGGGCACCUCCUUCCUGGAGCUGUCCGCAUUAGCCGGCCACGAGGUAUAUCCCGGAGAAGACGUGCCUGCGGGCGGUAUAAUCACAGGGAUUGGAACGGUGGAGGGUGUCACCUGCAUGAUCGUCGCCAAUGACAGCACUGUCAAGGGUGGCACCUACUACCCCAUCACUGUGAAAAAGCAUCUGCGGGCUCAAGCAAUUGCACAGGAGAACAAACUCCCUUGUAUCUAUCUCGUCGACUCCGGCGGGGCGAACCUCCCCCACCAGGCCGAUGUCUUUCCGGACAAGGAGCACUUCGGACGCAUUUUCUUCAACCAGGCUCGAAUGAGCUCCCAGGGAAUUCCCCAGAUCUCAGUAGUCAUGGGCCCUUGUACCGCUGGAGGGGCCUACGUGCCCGCGAUGAGCGACGAGACCAUUAUCGUUGAGAACCAGGGCACCAUAUUCCUGGCUGGUCCGCCCCUCGUGAAGGCCGCCACGGGCGAAGAGGUGUCCGCUGAAGACCUGGGCGGUGGUCAACUUCACAGCACCAUCUCCGGUGUAACAGACUACCUGGCCGUGGACGAUGCCCACGCCCUUGUCCUCGCUCGCCGAUCGAUCUCCAAUCUCAACUACCCGACAACCAGCGUACCGCAACAGUUGUCCGAAAACGCCAUCAAAGAACCACUGUACGAUCCCAACGAACUCAAUGGCAUCGUGGGAACCAACCUCCGGCGCCAGAUCCCCGUACACGAGGUGAUCGCUCGAAUCGUCGACGGCAGCGAAUUCGCCGAAUUCAAGCGCGACUAUGGUACCACCCUGGUCACCGGCUUUGCUCGCAUUUUCGGCCACCAAGUCGGUAUCGUCGCCAACAACGGUAUUCUGUUCUCCGAGUCCUCACUCAAGGGGGCCCACUUCAUCGAACUCUGCGCGCAGCGCAACAUCCCCCUCAUCUUCCUUCAAAACAUCUCCGGUUUCAUGGUCGGCGCCGAUGCCGAAAAGGGCGGUAUUGCCAAGAAUGGUGCCAAAUUGGUCACGGCCGUCGCUUGUGCCGAUGUACCCAAGUUCACCGUGGUAUUUGGCUCCAGUGCUGGUGCCGGUAACUACGGCAUGUGUGGCCGUGCAUAUUCCCCCCGUCUCAUGUUCAUGUGGCCCAAUGCCAAAAUCGGCGUCAUGGGUUCCGAACAACUCUCGUCCGUGAUGGAGGCCGUCGGCCGUACGGCUGAUCCCGCCCUUAAGGACCGGAUCGAUCGGGAAUCCGAGGCGACGUUCUCAUCUGCUCGACUGUGGGAUGACGGGGUGAUUCCUCCUUCGCAGACCAGACGAGUCCUGGGGUUGAGUCUGGCGGCUGCGGUAGGUGGAAAUGUCGAUAAAGAUGUACAGACUCGGUUUGGGGUGUUUAGAAUGUGA
Molecule: messenger RNA, 1740 nt
Organism: Aspergillus tanneri
Lineage: Eukaryota; Fungi; Ascomycota; Eurotiomycetes; Eurotiales; Aspergillaceae
Product: putative 3-methylcrotonyl-CoA carboxylase, beta subunit (MccB)
Exons: 2
Coding region: 1-1740 (579 amino acids)
Biological process (GO): L-leucine catabolic process
Cellular component (GO): mitochondrion; methylcrotonoyl-CoA carboxylase complex
Molecular function (GO): methylcrotonoyl-CoA carboxylase activity
Source: RefSeq, a predicted model, not a curated record